GUCUUGUUUUCUGCUCCUGUCUAUUGCUGAAAUUUCCAAGUUUUUUGUUUAUUCUAUUUUAUAUAUACAUUUUUCUCAAACUGUUUUUCGGUAUCAAGCUAAUCAAUCUUGAGCAUCUCUAUUGAUCUAAUUAUUAACUAAUUGUCUGAUGGUACCAUGUUAAUAAUAUAUCUUGCAGUUUCUUUUUAAGGACAAAAAAAAAAAAUGUUGCACUUAUUUCUUUGAACUGGUCGUGUCUCGCCAUCAGUGGCUCAAAAGACGGUUCUGUCCACAUUGAGAAUAUAGUCACUGGAAAGUUGUGAGCUCUCUGACUUCUCAUACAGAGUCAGUUGAAUGCGUGAAGUUUUCACCAAGCUCCGCAACUAUCCUUAUGGCUGCAACCCGUGGAAUGGACAAGAAGCUUGUAAUCUGGGAUCUUCAACAUUCAACUCCUAGGUUCAUCUGCGACCACGCGGUUCCUUCUGUGUGGUCUGAAUCGGUGCCAGUGUUCAACAACCUCAAAUCAUUAGCUGUUAAGAGUGACAAGGAUAGAGGAUGGCCAGCAAUUCCAGCUCUUCUAAGGAACUGUCCACAUUUACAAACUCUAGUCGUUAAGGGUCUCGUGCACCAUGUGACAGAUAAGUGUGGGGAUGUUUGUGACUGCAUCUCUCGGGAGGACAAAGGAUUUUCACUCACACGUUGUCCAGUAAAAGUGGUGAAGAUUCAUGGGUUUCAAGGAACAAUGAAAGAGGUGGCAACGAUACAGCAUUUUUUUGGAGUAUUUUCCAUCUCUGGAGGAGAUGGUGGUGGUCUAUUGUGUGAAGAAUAAUCCUACACAGCUACGAAACCGUCUCAAACUGAACCGAUCUCAAGACUGUAGAUUCUUCUUCUUGCUUGUUUUCUACUAUUUACCAUCGAUGGCUAGUUUUUAUUUGAUCAGUUAUACUUAUGGUUCGAGUUGAUAGCCACAUUAAAGUGUCAUUCUAUA
Messenger RNA from Brassica napus (rape), 967 nucleotides. Its product is annotated as putative F-box protein At3g58820. The transcript has 5 exons. Bases 371 to 808 code for a protein of 145 amino acids. The record is from RefSeq and is a predicted model, not a curated record. NCBI's taxonomy places the organism in Eukaryota, Viridiplantae, Streptophyta, Magnoliopsida, Brassicales, Brassicaceae.